Molecule: messenger RNA, 783 nt
Organism: Trichoderma reesei QM6a
Lineage: Eukaryota; Fungi; Ascomycota; Sordariomycetes; Hypocreales; Hypocreaceae
Exons: 1
Coding region: 1-783 (260 amino acids)
Cellular component (GO): precatalytic spliceosome
Source: RefSeq, a predicted model, not a curated record
AUGCCGAAACAAAACCCAGACACCGUCCAAGCCGAUGCGCGGCGCUUCCUCGACGAGCGCGGCUCCUCGGCGGCCCUCGCCCCCAACGGCCUCAACCCCGCCACCAUUAUGGAAAAGGCCGUCAAGGACCGCAUCGUCGACUCCUACUUCUACAAGGAGCAAUGCUUCGCCCUCAACGAGGCCGACAUUGUCGACCGCGUCGUCGAGCACGUCACCUUCAUCGGCGGCACCCACGGCGCGUCCCAGAAGCCCAGCCCGUUCCUCUGCCUCGCCUUCAAGCUCCUCGAGCUGGCGCCCAGCGAUGCGAUCCUACAAGAGUACCUCUCGUACGGCGGGGAGCACUUCAAGUACCUGCGCGCGCUGGCCUGCUUUUACGUGCGGCUGACGAGGCAGGCCAAGGACGUGUACCUGACGCUGGAGCCGUUUCUGGAGGACAGGAGAAAGUUGAGACGGAAGGCGAGGACGGGGACGACGUUGACGUUUGUGGAUGAGUUUGUGGAUGACUUGCUUACCAAGGAUAGGGUGUGCGCGACGAGCUUGUGGAAGAUGCCAAAGAGGGAGACGUUGGAGGAUUUGGAGAUUUUGGAGCCGAGGGUUAGUCCGCUGGGAGACUUGGAGGAUUUGUUGGAGGAGGAGGAGGAGGAAGAGAAGGAGGGGAAGGAGAAUGGAGACGACCGAGACGAAGCAAACGGCGAGAGGGAAGAGUCUGGCGAGGUUUCGGAUAGGGGAGAGAUGGAGGUUGAUCGAGACGAAGGGCGAAGAAAUCGAAGCAGAUCGCCUUGA